Ixodes scapularis (black-legged tick) is the source of this 1371-nucleotide messenger RNA. RefSeq lists its product as uncharacterized. The record is from RefSeq and is a predicted model, not a curated record. The coding region runs from base 216 to 1169 and encodes 317 amino acids. The transcript is spliced from 7 exons. NCBI's taxonomy places the organism in Eukaryota, Metazoa, Arthropoda, Arachnida, Ixodida, Ixodidae. Gene Ontology annotation, molecular function: sequence-specific DNA binding.
GAGCGUUGGUGGGGCCUCCUGUUUUCAAAGGACAGUAGACAGUAGACACCCCGGCUGAAAAAAAAUGCCCAUUUGACGCUGCGACUCAUAGGAGCGCCUACUGCGAAUAGCGCAAGAAAGUCCGCGGGCAGUCGGGCCAUUUUGAUCCCUCAGAUUCUCGAUCCUGGAUAAACCCCGCCUCUGUCCCAGCCCCCCGUCUCCGGUGCCCAGCUGCGAUGUCUUACGGGAGGCGCGGAGGGUCUCGGUGUUGCGUCCGCAGCUGCUCCAACUACCAGUUGUACAGCCCGGGAGUUUCGUUCCACACGUUUCCCCGCGACGCCGCUCGUCGGAAGCAGUGGAUGGACGUCGUGGUCCAGUGGAACUCUGGGACGCCCCUGUCGGAAAACAGACGGGCGUUGGUUUGUUCCGACCACUUCCUGCCGGAAUGCUACGACCGAAACCUGCGUCUGUUGGCCGACGCCGGCUUCUCAACGAAGUUUGCUCGUCUGAGGACGGAUGCCGUGCCAUCAGUCCUUUCAGAUCGACGGACCGCGAUCAGAGACCAAGCUACGGCUGUAUCAUUUCUGGAGUGUAGCACCAGCACAGCCUCGACACCGUAUGCUUUUCCAAUGGCUGCAACGCUUGAUGGCACUGGAAAAGACACAGGAGCACACGGGUCAUUGCUGGAUGGACCUGUAAGCGUCCUCCAGAUGUGGGGCAGGAACCAGUCUACUACCGCAGCGCAAGAAUGGAGCAGUAGCGCAGCCGUGGCAUGUGACAUCUUAUCAGUGGGUGCUUCGUCCGAUGUGUUUGAACCAGACCUGGAGCCACGCAGACAGAGCACGCCAAACCACAUAUGCAUGAGCACUCUAACAAAAGGUGCACAGACGCCAUUUUGGAAUGUCAGCAAAGGCGUUCAAACGGAAGAGCCUCAUCAGACCUCUACUGGAAUUCAGGCGUCGGUCACACCCCCAGGUUUGUUUCACCACGAUGCGUCUCCUGAUGACCAGUGCGUUUUGGCUGUGACAAGACAGAGCUCCCUGGAGGUUGGGACAGUUUCCUCAGGAUAUCCACAAGCGGCUGGAGGAACAUUGACAAAAGACAAAGGACAAUCGCGGCAAGGGUGUUCCUUGCCUCCAAGUGGCAAAAUGUCAAUUCCGUUUGUGGUUAGAUUUGAAUGCCAUUCCUGAACAUGUGGUACCUGAGGCCGAUCCUUUGGACACGAGCCACGAGAGAGCCUGGCGUCUUGGACAUAAGCAACCCAUGAGCUCCGAGGAUGAUCCAGAUUCUUCAGACACAACUACCUCGUCAGACUAACCUGCAAACUCGAACGAUGGAACACAUUUUCUGUCUUCCUUGCAUCUGUCAAAUGCAACACCUCUUGAGUGACAC